Molecule: messenger RNA, 5895 nt
Organism: Penicillium argentinense
Lineage: Eukaryota; Fungi; Ascomycota; Eurotiomycetes; Eurotiales; Aspergillaceae
Product: Arf family guanine nucleotide exchange factor SEC7
Exons: 3
Coding region: 1-5895 (1964 amino acids)
Biological process (GO): regulation of ARF protein signal transduction
Molecular function (GO): guanyl-nucleotide exchange factor activity
Source: RefSeq, a predicted model, not a curated record
AUGGCGGACGUCGACCCCGGCUCCGAGCCGAAUCCCCACGCCUCCGAGUCCCCCGAUGAGAAGGCCCCCAUCGAGAGCACCGAAGCUCACUCACCCUCAGUGGUGACGGAUGACAAGCCAGCUCUUCCGGAAGGAACCGCAUUGGAAGCGGCCCAGGAGGAACAAGCCGAGGAGGGCACCGAAGCCCCCGAAGAACAAUCAGAGGAACAAAACAAACAACCGGAACCAGAUGCUCCAGGCACCAGUGUUGCGGAGCAGGAGUCUAGAGAUGAGGCGGAAGGUCCGACAGACGCAGAGGAGAAGCCUGAAGUGCCUCCCAAAGACACUGAAAACGCCCCUGAACAAAAGACCGAGCCAAUGCCUGAAAUCCAAGAGCCAGAGCCCGAGGACAAUGCGCCGCCGCCAGAAUCCCGCAUGCGGUCCGACUCUCGCUCGACGACCGCCACAUUUGCGACAUUGCGAGGUGGUGCGGUCAGCUCCACUGUAUUCAUUGUGAAUGCGCUUGAUGGUAUUGCCGCGUCGCGGGAGGCCCGGAAGAGCAAGGAGCUGGAUGACGCCGUGCAGGUGGCCCUGGCCAACGUCAAGCAAGAAGGCCAGCAAGCCAUUGACCCCGAGCUCAUUUUCCGCCCGUUGCACAUGGCCAGCAAAACGCUCAGUGUUCCGCUACAAGUGACCGCGCUUGAUUGCAUCGGCAAGCUCAUUACCUACUCCUAUUUCGCCUUCCCCUCCGCCGAGUCCGAAAACGAGUCUACCCCCGAACAACCGCCCCUGAUCGAGCGUGCAAUUGAUGCGAUCUGUGAUUGCUUUGAGAACGAGGCCACUCCUAAUGAGAUCCAACAGCAGAUCAUCAAGUCGUUGCUGGCGGCAGUGUUGAACGACAAGAUUGUGGUUCACGGAGCUGGUCUCCUGAAAGCCGUUCGCCAGAUCUACAACAUCUUUAUAUACUCCAAAUCUACACAAAACCAGCAGAUUGCUCAGGGCUCGCUGACCCAAAUGGUCAGUACGGUCUUUGAUCGAGUUCGCAUUCGAUUGGACCUGAAGGAAUUGCGGACGCGCGAGGUUGAGAAAACUGCUUCCACUAGCCUGGAUGCACCAGCCAGCGAUCAGGGCCAGAUCUCGGAGACCGCGUCUGUAUCUGUCGCAGAUCAAUCUGUGACGGAUCAACCGGUCACCAAGGAGCCGACCAGUGAGAAGCUGACCCUCCAAAGCUUUGAGUCGCCCAAGGAAGUCGCCGGAGUCAAUGACAACGCGCCUACGAUGGUCACCCGUGCCAAGCGGUCAAACACUCGUUCAUUGUCAGGCAUUCCCGAAGAGAAGGACGACGACGGUUCGGCCGAGGAUGAAGUGGACGAGAUCUACGUCAAGGACGCCUUCCUGGUCUUCCGAGCUCUGUGCAAGCUGAGCCACAAGGUUCUGGGCCACGAUCAGCAGCAAGACCUUAAGUCACAAAACAUGCGAUCAAAGCUACUCUCACUGCACCUCAUCCACUACCUCAUCAACAACCAUACCAACACUUUCACCUCUCCUCUCGCAGCGAUCAAGAACAGCUCGGGCAGCUCAGAAGCCAUGACUCUUCUUCAGGCCGUGCGCCCCCAUCUUUGUCUGAGUCUCAGCCGCAAUGGUGCCAGCGCCGUGCCGCAUGUGUUCAAGGUCUGCUGUGAGAUUUUCUGGUUGAUGAUCAAGCAUAUGCGAGUGAUGAUGAAGAAGGAACUGGAGGUCUUCUUGAAGGAAAUUUACCUCGCGAUCCUCGAAAGGCGAGCUGCCCCGUCAUUCCAGAAGCAGUACUUCAUGGAACUUCUGGAGAGACUGGGUGGUGAUCCCCGUGCUCUGGUCGAGAUCUAUCUCAACUACGAUUGUGACCGCACAGCUCUGGAGAACAUUUUCCAGAAUGUUGUUGAGCAGCUGUCGCGAUACUGCAGUGUGCCGGUCGCUACAUCGGCUGCUCAGCAGCAGGCGUUCCAAGAGCAUCACGUCAAGAUGUCCAGCGUUGGAGCGGAUUGGCAUCAACGGGGCACUCUCCCUCCGUCAUUGACAUCAGCCAACAUCACACCAAGCCCUCAACCCCCUAUGCCGACUAUCCCGGCUGAUUAUACCCUGAAGCACCAAGCUCUGGAGAGCCUGGUAGAGAUGCUGCGUUCGUUGGACAACUGGGCUUCUCAGCGUCCGGACGACCUGACACCCCAAACUACUGUGCCGUCGAAGUCGAUGGACAAUUCGCGGGAGUCUUUGGAUACCAAUGUCCUCUUUUCCCCACGGCCCGAGACUGUUGACCCGGGAACUGGUCGGUCUACACCUUUGCCUGAGGAUGACCCAAAUCAAAUCGAAAAGGUCAAGCAGCGAAAGAUUGCCAUGAUGAACGCCAUCCAGCAGUUCAACUUCAAGCCUAAGCGUGGCAUCAAGCUCCUGCUCUCGGAAGGCUUCAUCCGCUCCGAUUCCCCUGACGACAUUGCUGGCUUCUUGCUGCGCAAUGAUCGCCUUGACAAGGCUAUGCUGGGAGAGUAUCUGGGUGAAGGUGAUGCCGAGAAUAUCGCUAUCAUGCAUGCCUUUGUCGACCUAAUGGAUUUCACUAAGCGACGCUUCGUGGAUGCUCUUCGUGGCUUCCUGCAGCACUUCCGAUUGCCUGGCGAGGCCCAGAAAAUUGAUCGUUUCAUGCUCAAGUUCGCCGAGCGGUAUACGACGCAGAACCCCAACGCAUUCGCCAACGCAGACACCGCUUACGUGCUGUCGUACUCCGUGAUCAUGCUCAACACCGAUCAGCACAGCUCCAAGAUGAAAGGCCCCCGUAUGACCAAGGAGGACUUUAUCAAGAAUAACCGCGGCAUUAAUGACAAUCAGGAUCUGCCUUCCGAGUACCUCGUCUCCAUCUACGAGGAAAUUGCGAACAAUGAGAUUGUUCUUGACACAGAGCGGCAACAUGCUGCCAAUGUUGGUAUUCAGACAUCCUCCACUCCAGCUGGUUUGGCGACUCGAGCAGGCCAAGUGUUUGCCACCGUAGGCCGUGACCUUCAGGGAGAGAAGUACGCCCAGGCUUCUGAGGAAAUGGCCAACAAAACCGAGCAAUUGUACCGCUCCCUCAUUCGGGCUCAGCGCAAGACCGCCGUCCGGGACGCGCUGUCGCGAUUUAUUCCUGCCACUUCGGAGCGCCACGUUGGUUCGAUGUUCAAUGUCACAUGGAUGUCCUUCUUGUCUGGCCUUUCGGCCCCAAUGCAAGAAAACCAGAACAUCGAAGUCAUUCGCCUUUGUAUGGAGGGCCUGAAGCUUUCUAUUCGGAUCAGCUGUGCUUUUGACCUGGAGACUCCCCGAGUGGCAUUCGUCACUGCUCUGGCCAAGUUCACCAACCUCGGUAACGUUCGAGAGAUGGUUGGCAAGAACUUCGAGGCUUUGAAGGUGCUACUUGACGUUGCUCUGACGGAAGGUAACCACCUGCGUGGCUCUUGGCGCGAAAUUCUGACCUGCGUCAGUCAACUGGAUCGUUUGCAGUUGCUGAGUGAUGGUGUUGAUGAAGGUUCUCUGCCCGAUGUAUCGCGUGCACCUACCGGCGAUGCCGCUUCGCGCAAGUCCAUGCAGAGCACCCGUCGGCCUCGCCCACGCUCGGUGAAUGGGCCCACAGGGUUCCGCAUGGAUAUUGCCAUGGAGAGUCGAUCAGCGGACAUGGUCCGUGGGGUGGAUCGCAUCUUCACCAACACGGCGAAUCUCUCGCAUGAAGCCAUCAUCGACUUCGUGCGCGCUCUGAGCGAAGUCAGCUGGCAGGAGAUCCAGUCUUCGGGACACAGCGACUCUCCGCGCACAUACAGCCUGCAGAAAUUGGUGGAGAUCAGUUACUACAACAUGACCCGUGUCAGGAUCGAGUGGUCCAAGAUCUGGGAGGUUCUGGGCCAGCAUUUCAACCAGGUUGGCUGCCACACCAACACUACAGUUGUCUUCUUUGCUCUGGACUCACUGCGCCAAUUGUCGAUGCGCUUCAUGGAGAUUGGUGAAUUGCCCGGUUUCAAGUUCCAGAAGGACUUCCUCAAGCCGUUUGAGCAUGUUAUGGCCAACAGCACUGCCGCCGCUGUCAAGGAUAUGAUCCUGCGAUGUCUGAUCCAGAUGAUCCAAGCCCGUGGUGACAAUAUCCGUUCGGGAUGGAAGACCAUGUUUGGAGUCUUUACAGUAGCAGCCCGGGAACCAUAUGAGGGCAUCGUCAACAUGGCGUUCGACCAUGUCACCCAAAUCUACAACACUCGUUUUGGUGUCGUGAUCACUCAGGGCGCCUUCCCAGACCUGAUUGUCUGUUUGACCGAAUUCUCCAAGAACUCCAAGUUCCAAAAGAAGUCGCUCCAGGCCAUUGAGACACUCAAGUCUACGGUCACCAAGAUGCUGCGCACUCCCGAAUGCCCGCUCUCGCACCGUGGCGCCGACACCCGCCACUUCCAGGAGGAGGGAACCAACCUUGCGAAGCAGCUCACUCGCCAGUCGAAGGAAGAGCAAUUCUGGUAUCCGAUUUUGAUCGCGUUCCAGGAUGUGUUGAUGACUGGUGAUGAUCUCGAAGUUCGCUCGCGAGCUCUCACUUACCUGUUCGAGACCUUAAUCCGGCACGGUGGAGAUUUCCCUCGGGACUUCUGGGAUGUCCUCUGGCGACAAUUGCUGUGCCCGAUCUUCGUGGUCCUGCAGUCCAAGUCAGAAAUGUCCAAGGUGCCUAACCACGAGGACCUCUCCGUGUGGCUGUCAACCACCAUGAUUCAGGCACUGCGGAACAUGAUCACCCUCUUCACUCACUACUUCGACUCAUUGGAGUACAUGCUGAGCCGAUUCUUGGAGUUGUUGACACUGUGCAUCUGCCAAGAAAACGAUACCAUCGCCCGAAUUGGUAGCAACUGUCUGCAGCAGUUGAUUCUGCAGAAUGUGGCCAAGUUCCGUGAGGAGCACUGGUCCCAGAUUGUUGGUGCAUUUGUCGAGCUCUUCAGCAAGACAACCGCAUAUGAAUUGUUCACUGCGGCUGCAUCCAUGUCCAAGAUCACCGAAACUGCCUCCAAUGGAGAUAUCACUCAGGCUGCAGAUGCAUCCGCACCCUCCGAGGAGCUGCCCGAGCCUCUGCAUCCCAAUGGAAACCAGAGCACUGCAUCUCUCCAAGAAACGGGAGAUCCGCCCGUGCAGAGUCAGGCUCGCGCUGAACUCGAGGACUAUCGCCCGCCCUCCGACUCGCAGCAGCAACCUGCUGCUGUGACGGUUGCCCGCCGGCGCUUCUUCAACCGCAUAAUCACCAACUGUGUCCUGCAACUGCUGAUGAUCGAAACGGUCCACGAGCUCUUCUCCAACGAUACCGUCUACGCGCAGAUUCCAAGCCCUGAACUGCUGCGACUGAUGGGCCUUCUGAAGAAGAGUUAUCAGUUCGCGAAGAAGUUCAACGAGGAUAAGGACCUUCGCAUGCAGCUCUGGCGACAAGGCUUCAUGAAGCAGCCGCCGAACCUGCUGAAGCAAGAGAGCGGCAGUGCCGCCACCUACGUACAUAUCCUCUUCCGGAUGUAUCAUGAUGAGCGCGACGAGCGCCGGAGCAGUCGUACUGAGACCGAGGCCGCGCUUAUUCCUCUCUGUGCCGACAUUAUCCGCAGCUUUGUACGUCUCGACGAAGAGACGCAAAACCGCAACAUUGUGGCCUGGCGACCAGUGGUGGUCGAUGUGAUCGACGGGUACAACAGUUUCCCGCAGGAGGACUUUGACAAGCACAUUGAAACCUUCUACCCAUUGGCCGUGGAACUGCUGAGCCGCGAUCUGAGCCCGGAGAUCCGCGUGUCACUGCAAGGCCUGCUGCGGCGUAUCGGCGAGGUCCGACUCGGAGUCGCGCCGCCGAACCCGCUGGACGCGCCGAUCAGUCCGCGGAGCUCCGUGUCGCAAAAGGUGCGUCGGGAUAGUCAGUGA